Molecule: messenger RNA, 2066 nt
Organism: Macrobrachium nipponense
Lineage: Eukaryota; Metazoa; Arthropoda; Malacostraca; Decapoda; Palaemonidae
Product: leukocyte elastase inhibitor A-like
Exons: 6
Coding region: 170-1417 (415 amino acids)
Molecular function (GO): serine-type endopeptidase inhibitor activity
Source: RefSeq, a predicted model, not a curated record
CUCACCCGACUCGGCUGCAUAAUCGACAUGCAUCUGGCAUGUAUUCUGAACGAGGUGUAUAUAAAACAAGCGCUUUCUGAAGUGCCAACAAUCAGUGCCUUGGAGUUCUUGACUGUGUGUGCCUGUAGCAAGCCCAUCCUGAUUUCUUCUGUACUACAAACCUAGCAGCAUGAUCUGGCUCAGCUCUGCCAUUUUACUUCUGGGCAUAGGAGGUGCCCACCUCCAUUGUUUCACACCCAGUGCCCAUGUUCCACCUCUGGACAAAAAUGCCAAUCUCUCCGGAAUCGUAGGUUUCGGACUCGAUCUCUACAAACAACUGACCCUGGAGAAGCCUUCAGAGAACUUCAUCUUCUCCCCCUACAGUAUCUGGGCAGCCCUGGUCAUGGUGUACUUUGGGGCAGCCGGUAAUACCCAGGCACAGCUGGCAAGAGGAUUGCGUCUGGUUGAUAAGCCUUCUGCCCACCAAUUGUGGAAAGGGCUGGAGCUUUUAUACAGACAAGAGAACAAUGCUAAGAUGAGCCUCGAUGUGGCCAGCAGAGCUUACUUUGAUGAGUCAUUCGCUUUGCUGCCUUGCGUCCUCACCGUUUUCCCAGAUGAGCUACGCAUCGUUAAUUUCAACAAUGCUAAGACUGCAGCUGGAGCCAUUAAUGACUUCGUCAGACAGAAGACACGAGGCCUCAUCCCCAGCAUCGUACAGGAAGACCUCGUCCGCUCAGCCAGCAUGGUCCUUGUGAACGCUGUUUAUUUCAAGGGUCUCUGGGAGAAAGAGUUCAAAAAACCGUCAACCCAAAAGCGAGACUUCUCUGUAGCUCCGGGCAACACUGUUUCAGUUGACAUGAUGAGUCAGGUUGCGGAUUUCAAUUAUGGGGAAUCAAGCCAACUUGGUUCACGCAUUCUAGAGCUGCCUUAUGCUGGGAGACACCUCUCCAUGAUCCUUCUUCUGCCUAAUACUAAUGGAAAUGAAGCAAGUUCUCUCGCCAGACUGGUCAGGAGACUCAGCAGUGCUGCCCUUAGAGACGCCCUCAGUGCUGGGAAGCUAGAGUCUCUCAACGUGGAUGUGCUUCUCCCAAAGUUUAAAUUCCAUGGAGAGCUGUCCAAAAACUUGGUGAAUGCACUGAAAAAGAUGGGGAUAAUUGACGUCUUCGACGAGAAUCAGGCUGACCUGAGCCAGUUCAGCUCUAAGAAGAAGUUGGCAGUGACAGACAUCAUCCACAAAGCUUAUGUUGACGUCAAUGAAGAAGGAACUGAGGCUGCAGCUGCAACUGCUGCCGUUCUGGUGUAUAAAUCUUUACAGGAACCUCCAAAGCCUGUCAAGUUCCACUGCGACAGACCUUUCGUCUUUUUGAUCUACAAUAGGGUGACGAACAACAUCCUCUUCAUUGGGGACGUCAAAAAUCCCAGGAAUUUGCAGAGCUAGUCCCAAUCUGUUAUGAGAUUCUCUGACUGGAAAAUCUUCAAGUGACCCACAGCAAGUGAUCUUCAAUGUAGGACUAUAUCCCCAGUGUCAUCCAUAUCACUCCUUAGGCUUUAGUCUAAAGACUUUUUUUAUGACAACUCCAAGAAAAACAUUGAUGUAAACGUUGUAUUUUGUAUUCAUUUCUGCAUUCUUCUUUUACUGUCUCCUAAUUUUGUCUGUGUUAGGUACAAACGUGCACAAACAUACCUUCCCAGUUAUAACAAGUAAAUUCAAAGAUAUGCACAUACAUAUAUGCAUAAUAUGCAUCUCUUGUAGCUUCAAGUAUAUUAAGUAAUUUCAUGAGUGUCAAAUUGAUUCAAAUAAUGACUGGCAUGUUUCUGAUUUCACUCCUCCUAAUAAACUUUAAAAGUAACAUAGCUCAGUUUCUUAGCACAGACAUUAUUUUGAAGCUUUGAAUUUCCGUGAACGAGGAGCAGAUAUCACCCUCACUUCAUUACAGAACAUCGUUGUUGCAGAAUACUUAUAGUACUGUGAUCUUUAGCUUCGAUCCUACAGCAUUUGUGUCUUAGAGUCCCUCUGGUGAUGAUGCUGCCAUUAGUCAACACCUCAUCGAACUAAUGAUGUGAACAAAUAAACAAAAAGCAGUUAA